AUGUCUGCCACAGGGGACCGACACCCAACCGAAGGGGACCAGGAGGCCCCGGUAAGCCAGGAGGGAGCGCAGGCCGAGGCGGCCGGAGCUGGUAACCCGGAGGGCAGCGACUCCGGCCCCGACAGUAGAGACAUGGUGCCUGCGGCCGAGGUGGUCGGAGUCGCAGGGCCCAUGGAAGGCCUCGGGGAGGAGGAGGGUGAGCAGCCUGCAGGCCUGGCCACAGUCCCCGGGGGCGGGAGCGCCGAGGAGGACCCGGACAUGGGGCCCGCGGCGGAGGAAGAGGAGGAGGAGGAGGAGGAGGAAGAGGAAGAAGAGAGGAACGAGAGAGGCAACCUCGACCUGGGGGCGAUCACCCGUCGCUACCCUGCGGCGGGCAUUAGCUUUGUGUUCCUGCAUCUGGUCCACUCCCUUCUCCUCCGCCUCUAUCACAACGACCACAUCCUGAUAGCGAGCCGUCACCACAGCCGCCUGCUCUUGGGGCCCCGCGCUGCUGCACCCAACCGCAGGGGCGAGCCCUCCCUGCUGCUGGCGCUCCAGAGGCUGGGUGCGAGGGCUGCAGCACUGGAAGGCCAGGGCCUGGGCCUAAUCCAGGAGGCCGCGUCGGUCCCAGAGCCUGCGGUGCCAGGCGACCUGGCCGAGAUGGCCAGGGAGCCCACAGAGGAGGCCACAGAGGAGGAGGCUGCAGAGGAGACCACAGAGGAGACGCCCUCAGAGGAGGCCACAGAGGAGCCGAAACUGGCCGCAGAGAAACCUGUCGCAGAGAAGGCCACGGCCCCUGAGGGAGUCACUAAAUCUCAGCCUGAAAAGUGGGAUGAAGAGGACCAAGAUGCUGCAGGCGAGGAAGAGAACGAACAAGAGAAAGAGAAGGAUGCGGAAAACAAGGCGAAAAACUCCAAGGGGACCUAG
Molecule: messenger RNA, 906 nt
Organism: Rhinopithecus roxellana (golden snub-nosed monkey)
Lineage: Eukaryota; Metazoa; Chordata; Mammalia; Primates; Cercopithecidae
Product: cancer/testis antigen 47B-like
Exons: 3
Coding region: 1-906 (301 amino acids)
Source: RefSeq, a predicted model, not a curated record